This is a messenger RNA of Rhodotorula graminis WP1, 210 nucleotides long. RefSeq lists its product as uncharacterized. The annotation marks the transcript as partial. The record is from RefSeq and is a predicted model, not a curated record. The transcript has a single exon. Lineage: Eukaryota; Fungi; Basidiomycota; Microbotryomycetes; Sporidiobolales; Sporidiobolaceae.
CUCGACAAGCGCCUCCCCUCCUCCUCCUCCUCCAGCAGCAACAGCACCACCUCGCCCCCAACCGUCGUCCCGCAACCCGAGCUCGACGCCCUCGAGGGGCGCCUCGCGCAGCUCCAGCAGCGCAAGGACCGCCUCGGGCGCGAGGUCGCCCUGCUCGAUGAGCGCGCAGAGACGGCGAGCCUGGGGAGGCGGGCGAGGGGGGUCGCGUGA